AUGAUGGAUAUUAAAGUAAACACACAAAAUGAAGAUAAACAGCAGGACAACGUGGCUCAAAAAACUGGGCCAAGUGACGAGGUCACAUUGAAGAAGAUGUGGGAUAGGCAUGAACAGCUCAUAGCCGAUCUGAUCACUUACAUGAAGGAGAAGAGGAGCAUCAACGCUCAUUGUCGAGAGAGGGCCAGACGCGAACGCUCACUGAAGGCACCGCGACCUCGAUGGACUCGGAGUUGGAGGGAAACAGCUCUGCUCUCUGAUAACAAGUCUUCCAAGAUGAAGAGGAAGUCUCGAGAUUCACCACCAACGGAUACUAGGGACCUCAAGAAGAAGGAAGAUGAGAUGAAGGCCGCUCAUGCCCCGAACAAGAAGGAGGACGGACUUGCAAAUUCAUCGAAGUGGGAGCAGGUCAAGCCGAAGAAGAAGAGGCAGAAAACGCAGCCGCCAGAAAAGCGCAAGGAAAAGGAGAAAAAGAAGCAGUGGGCAGCAGUCAUGAGGCCCAACGCUUUGAUUGUACACCCGAAGGACAAGCAGCAGUACUCGCAGGUGCUCAAAUGA
Diachasma alloeum is the source of this 558-nucleotide messenger RNA. Its product is annotated as DNA ligase 1-like. NCBI's taxonomy places the organism in Eukaryota, Metazoa, Arthropoda, Insecta, Hymenoptera, Braconidae. Bases 1 to 558 code for a protein of 185 amino acids. The transcript is spliced from 2 exons. The record is from RefSeq and is a predicted model, not a curated record.